AGAACCCAUCACAAGAUUGAUUAUCUUUGUAUAUCAACCUCUUUCUCUUAUGGCUUCAAUAAGCUUAGUUGGAGUUUCCAUAGCCAUCAUUUGCUUUCUCAUCCUCCAUCGCUUCCUCAUCAAGAAACCUCCCUACCGGUUCUAUAUAAUUAGCUGGCCGGUUCUUGGGAUGAUUCCGGGUCUUUUCUUGGUGCUCCACCGCAUAUACGACUUCACAGUUGAGUUUCUUGAAAGCACCGAGUUAACAUUUUCAUUCAAGGGACCGUGGUUCGCUGGACUGGAUAUGCUGGUCACAGCUGAUCCAGCUAAUAUUCACUACCUAGUAAUCUCAAACUUCUCCAAUUUUGUUAAAGGUUCCGACUUCAAAGAAGUCUUUGAUGCCUUCGAAGAGGGGUUAUUCGCAAAGGACUCGUUGGAAUGGAAGGAUCUGAACAAAGCUACUCAGGUCAUGAUCAACCAUCAAGGAUUUCAAAGAUUGUCAAUGAGUACCACGAGAAGUAAAAUCAAGGACGGGCUUGUUCCUUUGUUUAAUCAUAUCGCAGAGGAAGGCAAAACUGUGGACUUGCAAGAUGUUUUCUUGAGGUUCACGUUUGAUACAUCUCUAGUUACAGUAACUAGGUGUGAUGAUCCUAGAUCUCUCUCCAUUGAAAUGCCAGAGGUUGAGUUCGCUAAAGCUCUCGACAAUACAGUGGAAGGAAUACAAUAUAGGCAUGUUAAACCUAGAUUCUUGUGGAAGCUACAAAACUGGAUCGGAGUCGGGAUAGAGAAGAAGAUGAUAGAAGCUGGUGCCAUUUUUGAUCGAGUGUGUGCGAAAUACAUAUCAGCCAGGAGAAAUCAUUUCACUGGAGAAAGUGAAGAUCUUUUGACAUCUCACAUAUACAUCUUUAUAUAUACAACCAAGUAUCCGCUCUUGAAUCCUAACAAUGAUAGAUUCCUCAGAGACAAUGUCUUAGCUUUACUUCUAGCCGGGAGAAAUACCACAACCUCUGCUCUCACUUGGUUCUUUUGGCUUUUGUCCGAAAACCCUACAGUGGUGACAAAGAUUCGCCAAGAGAUUGACAAGAUUCUACCAAGAAGUAGUAGUGGCAAAGAGAGGCCAUCUUAUGAUCCAAUGGAGUACUUAAACAAGCUAGUGUAUUUACAUGCCGCAUUGUGUGAAUCAAUGAGGCUUUACCCACCGGUUCCUAUCGAGCGUGUGUCUCCUGUAGAAUCAGAUGUGCUUCCAAGUGGACAUAAGGUCGAAGCAAACUCAAAGAUUUUGAUCUUCAUUUAUGCGGUGGUAGGAUGAGAGCCGUAUGGGGAGAAAAUGCAUUAGAAUACAAGCCAGAGAGAUGGAUUUCCGAGACCGGAUCAUUGAGACAUGUACCUGCCUACAAGUUCUUAGCAUUCUAUGCCGGCCCGAGAAUAUGCCUUGGUAAACAAAUAGCAAUGGUUACA
Molecule: messenger RNA, 1437 nt
Organism: Arabidopsis arenosa
Lineage: Eukaryota; Viridiplantae; Streptophyta; Magnoliopsida; Brassicales; Brassicaceae
Source: the annotation of a GenBank genome assembly